GUUGCGAACACACACUCCACUCACUCAAUAUGAGCGUGCCAUCUUUGCAUAGCCGGAUGUCAGUCAAAGACCCCCAAAACAAAAGCGAUGACGUUGAACAAGACGUUAAUGGGGAGAAGCACAUUUCAGAAGCAAGUGGAACUAUAUCAGAAGACAUAGAAACGCCGGAGCUCGACGCAACCACUCCCGUUCCGAUAACAUCUUCCGUUCUACAACGGGUAAUAACAGGGCGCUCUGCUUCCUCUUAUGUUGAUCCUGGUCCUCCACCUGAUGGCGGACUCCGAGCAUGGCUCAUCGCAGUCGCCGGACUCUGCGUGAUUUUCAAUUCGUGGGGAUACAUUCAAACAUUUGGAGUGUUCCAGACAUACUACGUCACUUCGCUAUCUGAGAGCCCAUCUACGAUUUCUUGGAUUGGUAGUAUACAGAUCUUCCUCUUGUUUUUCGUGGGACCUUUCUCAGGACGUGCGACUGAUGCUGGAUAUUUUCGUCUAGUCUUUUGGGCCGGAUUGUUUGCACAGCUUCUGGGAGUCUUUAUGACAAGCUUGGCUUCAAAAUAUUGGCAGCUGCUGCUGGCACAAGGCGUCUGUCAAGGCCUAGGAAAUGGACUGCAGUUCGUUCCGACAAUGAGUCUGGUGAGCACAUACUUUGACAAGAAUCGCUCGCUUGCUAUAGGGCUCACUGCUGUUGGAGCUGCUUUUGGAGGACUGGUAAUGCCGGCAAUGGUACAGCAGCUUCUGCCUAAGAUUGGAUAUGGAUGGACCGUUAGAGCCCUAGGAUUGGUCAUUGCCACGCUAGGGAUAUUCGCUGGGAUCACACUAAAGCCUAGAGUGGCAGCGAGGAAAUCUGGACCAUUGGUCGAGUGGACAGCUCUCAAAGAGCCCCCAUUCGCAUUGUUUUGCAUGGCAAUGUUUCUCAACUUCUGGGGAGUGUACUUCCCCUUCAUAUAUAUCGGCUCGUACUCUCGCAAGAUCCUUCACACCAGCUACUCCGCGUCUAUCUCACUACUACUUGGCAUGAAUGGGGUCAGUGUGAUUGGACGUCUUAUUCCCAAUGUUAUCGCGGACCGAUCUCUUGGCCCUAUUACUACCAUGACACUCUCGUCUUUGAUCAGCGGUAUUGUUACAUUUUGUUGGGCAGCUGUCCACGAUGUACCUGGACUAUGGGCCUUCGGUACCUUCUUUGGAUUCUUUUGUGCCGGAAUUCAGAGUUUAUUUCCUGCCUGUCUUGCAUCACUAACACCGGAUUUGCAGAAAAGAGGUGCAAGAAUGGGAAUGGGUUUCGCAAUAGCUGGGAUUGCGAGCUUGACUGGGUCGCCGUUAGGUGGUGGCCUUGUACAAGCUGACCAUGGUUUAUAUCUCUAUGCUCAGAUGUGGGCUGCUUCGAGCUUUAUUGCUGCAUCGACGUUCUUGUUUGCAAGCCGCUGUUGUGCUGUUGGGCUCAGUUUUAAGCUCAAAUAUUAGGCUUCGAUUUGAGUCUUAUAGGCAGCAUAAUUUCAAGCUGAAUUAGGAUGUGUGGGAAAAUUUAAAAAAGAAAUGUACUGUUCUCGGAAGCUAUGGCUGUUAUAGUGAUUCCAGAAAGAGCGCAAUGUGCUUGACCAAUAGUAAUGUACGACUCCGUCCAAUAAGUCAAAAAGGUAUAGAAAUAGUAA
Molecule: messenger RNA, 1648 nt
Organism: Verruconis gallopava
Lineage: Eukaryota; Fungi; Ascomycota; Dothideomycetes; Venturiales; Sympoventuriaceae
Exons: 2
Coding region: 30-1460 (476 amino acids)
Biological process (GO): transmembrane transport
Cellular component (GO): fungal-type vacuole membrane
Molecular function (GO): transmembrane transporter activity
Source: RefSeq, a predicted model, not a curated record